Messenger RNA from Saccoglossus kowalevskii, 927 nucleotides. Its product is annotated as histamine H2 receptor-like. Gene Ontology annotation, molecular function: G protein-coupled receptor activity. Gene Ontology annotation, biological process: G protein-coupled receptor signaling pathway. Lineage: Eukaryota; Metazoa; Hemichordata; Enteropneusta; Harrimaniidae. Gene Ontology annotation, cellular component: membrane. The record is from RefSeq and is a predicted model, not a curated record.
AUGAAUGUCAGUUUUGUUGAUUGGAACAUCACGGCGUAUUCCGUACAAGACUUACGUCGUGUUUUAGGAGUGAGAGACAUAGUGUUCAUCUGUAUAUCUACCCUUGUUAUGCUCACUAACCUGGUAGUAAUGAUAGCUUUCAUUACUUCGUACAACUUGAGGGAACGCCUGGCUAAUUAUUUCAUACUAAACCUUUCAAUCAACGACUUCGCUACGGGAUUCCUCAAUGCAACAUACUAUGGAUCAUAUCCAUUUCGUUUCAUGUAUGGUCCGUUGUUUUGGUUGAUUCUAUCUUCAACGCAGUCAGCCGUAUAUACGUGCUCGUUUGUUUCGAUGUCACUGGUAAGUCUGGAUCGAUACAUCUAUAUCACAUCGCCAUUGCAUUACCAUUUGAGAGUGACUGCCAUACGUGUGAAGGCAGCAAUCAUACUUUCCUGGGUGAUACCAAUAAUUAUAAUGAUGAUUAUACCAAAUAUCGUAGAUCUCUUCUAUAAUGUAAUCGAAGAUCCUCGUCAUUUUAAUAUAUCUACCUAUGUUAAUAUUGCUGGUCCUAUUAUGGUCAUCAUCACUGUGUCGACAAUGCUAUUUACCAGUGUUCGUAUUUUAUUCGAAGCUCGUAAACAACAAAGAAAAAUCAAUAACCAAGUUAUGACGACAGCCACCCAGGUACAAUCAUUCAAACCAGCAGUUGAAAUUCGACGUUUGAUCAAUACUGGUGUCUUGGUUUUAGUGUAUUUGGCUAUGUGGUUGCCGUAUGUUAUUAUAGCGGCUGCAGCUAUUUCACGAACGAUGAACUAUGAUAUGAUCGAUGUGGCGGGGGGAUUUAUAUUUUUAAAUUCAUGUAUAAACCCUUUGUUGUAUGCAAUGAAUAGUGAUUUUAAGAAAGCCUACCUUAAGAUAUUUUAUUUCAUAAUAAGGAGUCCAUGA